CUUAUCUCUCUCCGCGCUGUUAUCAUAUUUGAAAUAAUUAUCAGUUUUUAAAAAGGUGUUGAAACGUCUUCAAUAAAGGCAUCAAAAUUAUAUCUCACCGACACUAGUUAGCUGAAACAUAAUAACUACGCGUCUCCUACCGCCUUCUAAUCAGUUUAUCAUUAGUCUUUGAAGUGAUAGCAUCAUGGCUGCAUCAGAUAUUCUGAAGUAUUUGUGCUACCAAAUAUGUGCCCUACUCGGCGUUCUGAAAAAAUCUUAUACUGAAGAAACCGCGAUGGAAGGACUUCGGCAGUGUACGAAAGCUGUGCGAAAUAUAAAAGAUCAGUUGAAAACUGUCAAGACAGUCGGUGAAAAACAGCAUCUAUUGACACAGCUGGCCCAAAUAAAAUCCUUUAGAUGCCAGUUUAAGUCCAUAAAGAAGAUGGGUUUAGGACAUAACCCCAGCCGCAAACAAACAUCGCGGGAUCGCGUCCAUUGGGAUGAUUCGGCUAAUGCUUUCGAUAGCCGUAUCCGCACAGGCGUAAUAAGCAAUUUAAAACACAAGGACCCCAAGGAGUUCCUCAAGGACAGCUUCGCACUCUUCAAGCGACGCAUUGCUAACGCGUUGAAGAAGGAAGAGGCAGUGAAGGUCAACUCGGUGUUCGGCGGACAGUUUCGGCUUCAGAAAGCCGACAGGAUUCUGGAGGAGCCGAAAUAUUUCACGACUAAGAAUUCACCAAUUUAUCGAGACACCAAUCUGGAGGCAUGGUUUCACGAAAAUGUAGUGAUACCGAUUUCUACGGAGCUCGACGAUUUCCAAGAGCGUGAUAGCGGCUGGGCGUUGAGCUCCAUAACCAACUUGGGAAUCAACAUAAACAAGUUCACACCACAGAUGGGGUCAUCGUACAUCGACUUACCCACAUCAAUUAAGAAGAAACGGGCAUGCGUCAACGCAUGA
Molecule: messenger RNA, 937 nt
Organism: Anoplophora glabripennis (Asian longhorned beetle)
Lineage: Eukaryota; Metazoa; Arthropoda; Insecta; Coleoptera; Cerambycidae
Exons: 2
Coding region: 185-937 (250 amino acids)
Source: RefSeq, a predicted model, not a curated record